AUGGAAUCGAAACUUAAUGAAUUUGAAAUUUUGAAUAAAUUAGGUGAGGGUAGUUUUGGAUAAGUGUAUAAAGUAAGACGUAAAGCUGAUAAGUAAACAUAUGUCAUGAAAUAAAUCAACAUUUCAAAAAUGAAUGCUAGAAUGAAAAAUGAAGCUUUAAAUGAAGCAAGUAUCUUAGCUAAAUUAGACAGUUCAUAUAUUGUGAAAUAUUAUGAAUCAUUUAUAGAUAAGUAAUUACUAUGUAUAGUAAUGGAAUUUUGUGAAGGAGGAGAUUUACAUAAACUAUUAAAAAUGCAAAUGGGAAGACCAUUACCAGAAAAUUAAGUAUGGAGAUUUUUUAUUUAAAUAACAUUGGGAUUGGCAUUCCUUCAUAAAAAUAAAGUUCUACAUAGAGAUAUUAAAUCAAUGAAUAUAUUUCUAUCCAAAGAUUAAGUUAGGAUUGGAGACCUUGGAGUAGCUAAACUAUUAAAUGAUUAAAAUAACUUUGCAAAUACAAUGGUAGGAACUCCAUAUUACUUAUCACCAGAAAUGUGUGAAGAGAAACCUUAUAAUGAGAAAAGUGAUAUUUGGGCUUUAGGUUGUGUAAUAUAUGAAUUAUGCACUUUUAAACAUCCAUUUGAAGCCAAUAGUCAAGGAGCUCUUGUACUUAAAAUAAUAAGAGGGAGAUAUGAGCCAAUUGGAUAAAUGUAUUCAUAAUCAUUAGCAUAAUUGAUAGAUUAAUGUUUGUAAAAAGAUUAUAGAUAAAGACCUGAUGCAUUUAAAUUAUUAUAAUAAUCAAGUAAUUAUAAAUAUCACAUUAGACAGGUCUGAUUUAAUAAGCUUAAAACUUAAGAAUGCAAUUAAACUUAAAUUAACCUCAUCCAAAUUCAAAAUAAACAUCAUAAAUCUAACCAAUAUAAACUCCUGUAAUCAGCAAACCUAAAGAAAUAUAACCACCUUUAGCUACACCUGUUCCAGUAUCUAUAAAAAGUACUCCUCAAGGAAAACCUUUAAAAACAAAAGCUCCUCAAUCUUCUUAAAAUUUGUAAAUAGAAAUAAAAGGAAAAUAAGAGGCUGUUAAAGAUACUCCAAUUGUUUAAAAAAAAAUAGUAUAAAUUCCACCUUCAUCUGCUCCUAAUCAAGUUCCAAAUUAAAAAAAUGAUGAUUUUUAUAAGGAUUGGAGAGAUAAGGUUUCUGAAUUGCAAAAAUAAAAAUAAGAUGAUCGAAUUAUAGUUUCUAGACCUGAAUUAUUAAAAGCAGAAUUUCAGCCUAAUAAAAUUCCUAUAAAUUCGUCUUAAUCUAAUAAUAAUCAAUCCAAUUAAUAAUAAAAUAUUUUCUCAAGUUAAUAAGUAUAACCUACUAAGAAACCUGUUUUAUAAGUAAAAGCUAAGGUUUCAAAUCCUAAUUUAGAAGAAGUUGAUAAAAAAAGAGUACGAAAAGGUGCUCCUAAAGAACCUGCAAGAUAAGUCAAAGAACCUUUAAGAAAGGCUGAUAAUAUUGAAAUUAUAAAAGAAACACCAAAAUAAAAUAAAACUAAAGGUACAAAAUAAUAAACUUGUUCAUAAGAAGAAGUUGAUAUGGUAAUGAAUUUACCUGAAUUUGUUGCUAAAGAAGAAAGUAAUAUAAAAGUAUUUCAACCAGAAAAAGAAAUUAUAGAUAUAACUUCAUUUGCUGAUGAGAUUCCAACAACUUUUGUUGAAUCUCAAGAUGAUAUGGAAUCUAAUAAUUAUGUACAAUUUAGAUCAGAAUCAAAUACAGUAAAUAAAUAGGAUAGUUAAAAUAAUGAUGAAAAUUAAUAGGAUUCAGACAAAGGAGUAAUUAUGAUUAUUAAAUUACUAGGCUUAUACAGACCCAGAGGAUUGUGAAUAUGAAAAUGAUGAAUAAGAAAAGGAUGAUACUGCUGAUUAUGGAGAUGAAAUACCUAUUUAAAAUAGAAACAUUCAAACAAUUUAAGAAGAACCUUUUGAAGAUACAAAUUAAUGCAAUCAAUUUAUUGAACUCUGUAUUGAUAAUAAGAAAAUGGAUUUAAAUAAAUAAAUGUUGGAAGCUGAAUAAAGAAAAAUGGAAUUAGAUUAGUUCUUAUAAAUUAAAAGAAAAGAAUGUAUUCAGGAUUUAGGAUAAAAACUUUUUGAAGAAGUAAUCAAUUUCUUAAGGUCUAAAUUAAAUGUAAAUUUUUAUAAAGAUUCUUUAGUCUUAAGAAGAGUUAAAUGAUAAAGAUUAAGAAGAAAUAGAUGACUUGAUUCAAAAUAAGUUACUUAAUACAAAAAAUCCAUAAAUUAUUUAUGUAAUAUACAAAAUUUUACAUUUUGAAAUAGAAAUCACAAAGAGUAUUGAUAAAAUUAAGGAUCUAUCUGAAUAAUUAAUUAACUUAUGA
Messenger RNA from Paramecium primaurelia, 2353 nucleotides. The record is from the annotation of a GenBank genome assembly. NCBI's taxonomy places the organism in Eukaryota, Ciliophora, Oligohymenophorea, Peniculida, Parameciidae.